Boleophthalmus pectinirostris (great blue-spotted mudskipper) is the source of this 2252-nucleotide messenger RNA. It is a transcript of the gene hlfa, whose product is annotated as HLF transcription factor, PAR bZIP family member a. Gene Ontology annotation, molecular function: RNA polymerase II cis-regulatory region sequence-specific DNA binding; DNA-binding transcription factor activity, RNA polymerase II-specific. NCBI's taxonomy places the organism in Eukaryota, Metazoa, Chordata, Actinopteri, Gobiiformes, Gobiidae. The transcript has 5 exons. Bases 207 to 1118 code for a protein of 303 amino acids. The record is from RefSeq and is a predicted model, not a curated record. Gene Ontology annotation, cellular component: nucleus. Gene Ontology annotation, biological process: regulation of transcription by RNA polymerase II.
CUCGCGUCUCCCUCAGAGCGAACCAGCCUGUCAGACCAUCCAGGAGCACCGUCAACACCUCCUGCAUCGGGGCCGGCGACGCUUCACGGUUCGCGGACACACUUUCACGGAGGAAUUGGGUUUUUUGGGUGUUUUUUUUUUUUUUUUAACGUUUGGGUCCCUGAGUCUUUUGGCGAGCUUUCUUCACCGGUUGUCCUCGCUGACUUAUGGAGAAAAUGGCCAGACCUCUUCCUCUAAACCCCGGGUACCUGCCCCCGACCCACGGCGUGCUCAAAUCGCUCCUGGAGAACCCGCUGAAGCUGCCUUUCCACCACGAUGACGGUUUUGGGAAGGACAAAGAGAAGGAGAAGAAGCUGGAGGAUGAGAGCAACGUGGCCAGUCACCCUCAGUCCGCCUUCCUGGGCCCCACCCUCUGGGACAAGACCCUGCCGUACGACGGAGACAACUUCCAGCUGGAGUACAUGGACCUGGAGGAGUUCCUGUCCGAGAACGGCAUCCCGGCCAACACGGACCGGAGCGAGCAGACCGCCGCCGCGCCGCAGUCACAGGCCCCGCCCCCUCCGCCGCCGCACACGCCCCUCACCCCCCCCCACGCCCCCCACACCCCCUCCGUGGUGGACCUGAGCAGCCGCGCCACCACCUCCGUGCACAUGGGCGGCCAGACCUGCAUCCACAGCCCCCCUCCAGCUCUGCCCUCUGCUCGGGACACGCCCAGCCCCAUCGACCCUGAGUCCAUCCAGGUGCCCAUCACCUACGAGCCCGACCCGGCCGACCUGGCUCUGUCCAGCGUGCCCGGGCAGGAGAUGUUUGACCCACGCAAACGCAAGUUCACCGCAGAAGAACUGAAGCCACAGCCAAUGAUCAAGAAGGCACGCAAAGUCUUCAUCCCCGAGGACCUCAAGGACGAUAAGUACUGGGCUCGCCGCAGAAAGAACAACGUGGCGGCCAAGCGCUCCCGAGACGCCCGCCGCCUCAAGGAAAACCAGAUCGCCAUCCGCGCGGCGUUCCUGGAGAAGGAGAACGCCGCCCUGCGCGUGGAGGUCGCCGAUCUGCGCAAGGAGCUGGGCCGCUGCAAAAACGUUGUGGCCAAAUACGAGGCUCGGCACGGCCCCCUGUGAAGCCGCACCCGCCCGCACCUGUCUGCCCCCGUCAGUCCCAAAUUCCACCAAUGCUCCCCCCAUGUUUUUUGAAGGACAAUGUGCUUCUUUUUGGUGGCACUGCCUAACCCUGACCCAAAUCAAACCCAUACACUGUCAAAAACUGGACUAUCUACAUGAGUUCAUUUGACCUGAAUUUCUGCACUUGAUUUGAGUGGUUUUCAUAUUUAAACUGAGCUGGAGGUCUGAAUUCUAUGGCAGAUUUUACUGUGGAACUGUCAGAUUGCAGAUUUGUUGACCUGGUUUAUGGUUCACAUUUUUGUAAUUACUGAACCUAUCCACAUGAAACAAAAACCAGCACGAAAUUCACCAUCUUUUCUGUCAAUAUAAACAAACAAAAAUGAAUAGUUUCAGAAAAUUGUGCCAUUAUUCAACCCUAAAGACGUGAUUGUUGUCAGCUGAAAGGACUUUAAAAAACCAGAAGAUUAACAUGACAAGUUUGCGGAGCUGAUCCCAAACAAAUAAUGACCAGAAGUUUCAACAUUUGUGCGCCAUAAGUUUGGAUAUUUCUUUCAAAAACAGCGAAUCUCCCAUAGAGUUAUCUUCCAAACACUUCAUUAAUCCAAACAAGUUAAAACUACUCAAUAUCCUUAAUGAAAGUUCCGAAAUCUCAUGUAGACAUUACACCUUUUGCAGUGUACCAACCCGCUCCCUCGUUAUAAAUCUGGUAUUUUCGUGUCAUUUUUGAUCAUAAGCUUUGACCCUUGUUUUUCUGUACACAUUGUUCUAAGUAUAUGCAUAGAUGGUAUAUAUAUAUAUAUUUACACAUGCAUACUUCCCACUAUUGUACUGUGAGGAGUCCCGAUGAGCCAACCCUCUCACCAGCCAAUCGCAUCACCGCUUACACCUCCUCCUCUUUGUGUCUCUCUCUUUGCACUGUCAAAUACACAAAUGACAUUGUGAAAACGAUUAUCGAGUUAAAACGACUUGGAAUUCUCGAGUUAAGUGCUUCACUGCAAAAAAACAAACAAAAUCUAGCCAAGUUAAGACGAUUUGAGUUAAGAAAGUUGUAUCACGAUUUGAGUAAAUUUCUCUUGACGAGUAAAAUGAUCUGCAAUGGAACAAGACUUUUUGAUCUUUUUAAAAUAUAAAAAU